This is a messenger RNA of Dentiscutata erythropus, 292 nucleotides long. The record is from the annotation of a GenBank genome assembly. NCBI's taxonomy places the organism in Eukaryota, Fungi, Glomeromycota, Glomeromycetes, Diversisporales, Gigasporaceae.
UAUGCUGUUAUUCCGAAUAUUCGAAAUAAUAAAAAUAUUGAAAGAAUGAAAUUAAUCACUACGAUAGCUCGAUUAGUUGGUGAUGAUCAUAUUGUUAACCUUGAUGAUCCGGACUUGGUAAUUAUUGUUGAAAUAUUUAAGAAUAUAUGUGGUAUGAGCGUUUUAUCGGAUUAUAAAAGAUUAAAAAAAUAUAAUAUCGAAAGUAUUUUUGAGGAUAAAGAGCAGAAUGAAGAACCGGAAGAACAAAAUGAGCAGAAUGAACAGGGAGAACAAAAUGAGCAGAGUGAACAGA